GGGAGAGAGAGGGAGAGGGAGAGGGAGAGCCAAGUGAGGGGGUGUCUGGGUCUUGGCAGCGGGCACCCACACUCCGCCGAACCUACAGCUUGGGAUAACACCCUUUACUUCUUCUCCAGUUCAGCGCCUUCUACAGGUCCCUCCACCGGCCCUGGGGGCCCGGAUGCUGAGCCUGUGAGCCGCCCCGACACCGGCACACCACCACCACCACCACCACCACCGCCACCACCGCCACCACCAUGGCGCACCGAGUCUCCACCAAAGAUGUCAUGCAGAAUACCGGGUUUCUGGCCAAGCUAGGCUCCACGCUUAUGGGCCGCCACAACCCUGACCCCAUGCUGGAAACGAAGAUGCAGUCCAGUAUAACUUGGCGCAAGACUUCAGACGUCAAGCACCGCAUCAAGACGGCCACGGGGACCAUUGCCAUCUAUGAAGACCUCACGCCGGAGGAGCUGGCGGAGAGGCAAGCGGAGGCCGAUAGAGCUGCAGGUGGCACCGCUCCUGACGCCUCCGGCCCUGAACCUGCAGCCACGGUGGAGGAAGGGCAGGUACAGGCGGCUCUUCCUUCAGAUUCUGCUUCUGCUGCCGGGCCACCAGCGCCGCCACCACCACCACCACCACCACCACCAGUAGAACAACAGAAAACGGAACAGCGCCUUGACUUCUGGACGGAGGAGUUGGAGGGAGGAGGGGAAGGCACCACCACCACCACUACCACGACCACCACCACCACCACCACCACCUACAUAGCAGAGGGGGACUACACGCCUGAAGAUGAUGAGGGACUACCUGUGGUGACUGGACAGAUCCUAACCUUAGUGGAUAAGACGAGUCCCUUUAAACGCCCACGCCUUGAGGGAGGGGACGAUGGCGUUACGACACAACUUUUGGACAAUUCUGCAGCGAAACACAAGAUGGCAAUCAGACCGAAGAGGAACCAUCCGGACCGCCGCUCCAGAGGGCAUGACCAGGGGGAGGAGAGAUGGGUGAUGAGAGACGAAGAGAGCGGCAAGGAGGGUCUCGUGCCUGCCCGCCUCCUGCAGCAGCACUCGGAGACAACCACCACUGCCCUGCGCUCCUCCCUCAAGAGAACCGUGCAGCAAAUUGCCCUGGAGGAGCCGCUGGAAGUGAAGCAGAACCUGAUGAAGGAAAUACGAGAAUACAAAUCAAGAAAACUGUCUAGCAAGAAUCUUUUGGGUCCUUCUCCUGAAGAUGAAGCCAGGGCGAAGAGAACAGCAACGAUUCGAGAGCUGGUGGAGACUGAAGAUGAAUUUGUGAAGGAUCUACAGUACGUGAUGGAGAAUUACUACGAAUUACUGGACCAGAACUCGACUCCCCGCGCCAUCAGGGACCAGAAGGACCUGAUCUUUAAUAAUUUCAAGUUUAUCAGUGAAUUCCACCAAAACGUCCUCAUUGAAGGGGUGAAAUACCACGCAGAGGUCCCCACUAUGAUUGGCCGAACCUUCCUGCGCCUGGAGCGAGACUUCGACCGCCACGCUGAAUACUGCACGAAUGAACCCCUGGCGCAGGAGUUUCUGGACAACAGCCUUACAGUCCGGGAGUUCUUUGAAGACCACAGUCAACGAAUCAGUGACGACAAAAGGCUCCAGGAACACCUCAAGCUUCCCAUCCAGAGGCUUAACGACUACCAGCUCCUCCUCAAGGAGCUGGUUAAGUACAGUGCCAAGCUCGGGGACGACACAAACGAUCUACAGAAAGCGUAUGAAUUGAUGCAAACGAUCCCCCAGCGGGCAACAGACGCAAAGUUUAUCAAUUCUAUCGAAGGUUUCAAGGGGAACUUAUAUAAACUUGGAAGACUUGUCCGGCACGACUGGUUCAGUGUCAAGGAGGAGGGACAGAAGGCCAGGGACAGGUAUCUCUUCCUCUUCAAGGCCCGGAUUCUCAUUACUAAGGUCAAGAGAAUCAGUGAGGACCGGUCCAUCUUCAUCCUUCGUGAUAUCAUAAGGCUUCCGGAGACCUCCCUGGGAAGCCUAGACCACCCUAAGGCCCUCGAGUUUAUCCACAUCGAGCCACAUACCCACCCUAACUACCCAAUCCGCAUCGAGGCUCGUACUCAAGAGAUAAGGGACUCGUGGCUCGCUGGUGUAGAGGAAUACGUUGUCGACACAGCAUCAGUCGAGGACCUUCUGUUUGACGACGAGCUAAGGGUUGUGUCAGAGGAAGCCGAGGAGGACGAGGCCAAGGCACACUCGCCCCAACCAGAAGGCAAAGAGUUAGAAGAUCUACCAGAGGACAAAAAAGGGAAGAAGGAGUUCAAAGUUGAAAUUGAGGUUGAAGAAGAUUUUUGGAGCCAGGAGUCGAAGGAACAGCCAGCCAAGAAAGCCAAGAAGGAAGUGAAAGUUGAGAUUGAAGAAGAAGAGGAGGACUUCUGGGCACAGUUCGAGACUUCAGAACCCAAACGGAAAUCUGGGAAGGAAUUACUAGAGCAGGAGGCGAAGCGAAAGGAGGAAGAGGAACAAGAAGAAAGAGAGAAGAAGGAAAGAGAAGAGAAGGAGAAACAAGAGAAGGAAGCUAAGGAACGAGAGGAAAAGGAAGAAAAGCUAAGAAAAGAGAAAGAGGAGAAGGAAAGGAAGGAAAAAGAAGAGAAGGAAAGAAAAGAGCAAGAGAGGUUAAAGAAGGAGAAAGAAGAAAAAGAGAGAAAGGAGAAAGAAGAAAAGCUUAGAAAAGAGAAAGAAGAGAAAGAGAAGAAGGAGAAAGAAGAGAAGGAAAGACUGAGAAAAGAAAAAGAAGAAAAGGAAAGAAAGGAAAAAGAAGAGAAAGAGAGGAAAGAAAAAGAAGAGAAAGAGAGGAAGGAAAGAGAAGAAAAAGAAAGAAAAGAGAAAGAAGAGAAGGAAAGGCUAAGAAAAGAGAAAGAAGAGAAGGAGAGGAAAGAAAAAGAAGAGAAAGAAAGAAAAGCGAGAGAAGAAAAACUAAGGAAAGAGAAAGAAGAAAAAGAAAGGAAAGAAAAAGAAGAGAAACUAAGAAAAGAAAAAGAGGAGAAAGAGAAGAAGGAAAGAGAAGAGAAAGAGAGAAAAGAGAAAGAAGAGAAGGAAAGACUAAGAAAAGAGAAAGAAGAAAAAGAAAGGAAGGAGAAAGAAGAGAAACUAAGAAAAGAAAAAGAAGAGAAAGAAAGAAAAGAAAGAGAAGAAAAACUAAGGAAGGAAAAAGAAGAGAAAGAGAGAAAGGAAAGAGAAGAGAAAGAAAGAAAAGAGAGAGAAGAGAAACUAAGGAAGGAAAAAGAAGAGAAAGAGAGGAAGGAAAGAGAAGAGAAGGAGAGAAAAGAGAAAGAAGAGAAGGAAAGACUAAGGAAGGAGAAAGAAGAGAAGGAGAGGAAGGAAAGAGAAGAGAAAGAGAGAAAAGAUAAAGAAGAAAAGGAAAGGCUAAGAAAAGAAAAAGAAGAAAAGGAGAGAAAGGAAAAAGAAGAGAAACUAAGAAAAGAGAAAGAAGAGAAAGAGAGAAAAGAGAAAGAAGAGAAACUAAGGAAGGAAAAAGAAGAGAAAGAGAGGAAGGAAAGAGAAGAAAAAGAGAGAAAAGAGAAAGAAGAAAAGGAAAGGCUAAGAAAAGAGAAAGAAGAGAAAGAAAGGAAGGAAAGAGAAGAGAAAGAGAGAAAAGAGAAAGAAGAGAAGGAAAGACUAAGGAAAGAGAAAGAAGAGAAAGAGAAGAAAGAACGAGAAGAAAAACUUAGGAAGGAAAAAGAAGAGAAAGAGAGGAAGGAAAGAGAAGAGAAAGAGAGAAAAGAAAAAGAAGAGAAGGAAAGAAAAGAAAGGGAAGAAAAACUAAGAAAAGAGAAAGAAGAGAAAGAGAGGAAGGAGAAAGAAGAGAAACUAAGGAAGGAAAAAGAAGAGAAAGAGAGGAAGGAAAGAGAAGAGAAAGAGAGGAAGGAACGAGAAGAGAAAGAGAGAAAAGAGAAAGAAGAGAAGGAAAGACUAAGGAAAGAGAAAGAAGAGAAAGAGAGGAAGGAAAGAGAAGAGAAAGAGAGAAAAGAGAAAGAAGAGAAGGAAAGACUAAGAAAAGAAAAAGAAGAGAAAGAGAAGAAAGAACGAGAAGAAAAACUUAGGAAGGAAAAAGAAGAGAAAGAGAGAAAAGAGAGAGAAGAGAAAGAAAGAAAAGAGAGAGAAGAGAAACUAAGGAAGGAAAAAGAAGAGAAGGAGAGAAAGGAAAAAGAAGAGAAACUAAGAAAAGAGAAAGAAGAGAAAGAGAGGAAGGAAAAAGAAGAGAAACUAAGGAAGGAAAAAGAAGAGAAAGAAAGGAAGGAAAGAGAAGAGCAAGAGAGAAAAGAGAAAGAAGAGAAGGAAAGACUAAGAAAAGAGAAAGAAGAGAAAGAGAAGAAAGAACGUGAAGAAAAACUUAGGAAGGAAAAAGAAGAGAAAGAGAGAAAAGAGAGAGAAGAGAAAGAAAGAAAAGAGAGAGAAGAGAAACUAAGGAAAGAAAAAGAAGAGAAAGAGAGAAAGGAAAGAGAAGAGAAAGAGAGGAAAGAAAAAGAAGAAAAGGAGAGAAAAGAGAAAGAAGAGAAACUAAGGAAGGAAAAAGAAGAGAAAGAAAGGAAAGAAAAAGAAGAAAAACUAAGAAAAGAAAAAGAAGAGAAAGAGAGGAAGGAAAGAGAAGAGAAAGAGAGAAAAGAGAAAGAAGAGAAGGAAAGACUAAGAAAAGAAAAAGAAGAGAAAGAGAAGAAAGAACGAGAAGAAAAACUUAGGAAGGAAAAAGAAGAGAAAGAGAGGAAGGAAAGAGAAGAGAAAGAGAGAAAAGAAAAAGAAGAGAAGGAAAGACUAAGGAAGGAAAAAGAAGAGAAAGAGAGAAAGGAAAAAGAAGAGAAACUAAGAAAAGAAAAAGAAGAGAAAGAGAGAAAAGAGAAAGAAGAGAAACUAAGGAAGGAGAAAGAAGAGAAGGAAAGGAAGGAAAGAGAAGAAAAAGAGAGAAAAGAGAAAGAAGAGAAGGAAAGACUAAGGAAAGAAAAAGAAGAGAAAGAGAAGAAAGAACGAGAAGAAAAACUUAGGAAGGAAAAAGAAGAGAAAGAGAGAAAAGAGAGAGAAGAGAAAGAAAGAAAAGAGAGAGAAGAGAAACUAAGGAAGGAAAAAGAAGAGAAGGAGAGAAAGGAAAAAGAAGAGAAACUAAGAAAAGAGAAAGAAGAGAAAGAGAGGAAAGAGAAAGAAGAGAAACUCAGGAAGGAGAAAGAAGAGAAAGAAAGGAAGGAAAAAGAAGAGAAACUAAGAAAGGAAAAAGAAGAGAAAGAGAGGAAGGAAAGAGAAGAGAAAGAAAGAAAAGAGAAAGAAGAGAAGGAAAGACUAAGGAAAGAAAAAGAAGAGAAAGAAAGGAAGGAGAAAGAAGAAAAAUUAAGGAAAGAGAAGGAAGAAAAAGAGAGGAAAGAAAAAGAAGAGAAAGAGAGAAAAGAGAAGGAAGAGAGACUUAAAAAAGAGAAAGCAGAGAAAGAAAAGAAGGAAAAAGAAGAGAAACUAAGGAAGGAAAAAGAAGAAAAGGAGAGAAAAGAAAGAGAAGAAAAAGAAAGGAAAGAGAAAGAAGAGAAGGAAAGAAUAAAGAAGGAAAAAGAAGAGAAGGAAAAGAAAGAGAAGGAACAAAAGCUUAAGAAGGAAAAGGAAGAGAAGGAGAGGAAGGAAAGAGAAGAGAAGGAAAGAAAGGAAAAAGACAUGGCAAAAGAUAAGAAGGACAGCAAGGCUGCGGGGCGCCCUAAGGUAACGGUACCGAAGCCUGAGGAGAAGGCCAAACUAGCCAAGACUUCGAAGGGCGCCGCAAAGAUGGAGGAGGAGCCGAGCACCCCCGCUACCCCCGGCGGGACACCGAAGCCUGUGUUCACGAAGACCCUGAAGGGAGACAUGGUGGAGCCCGGAGACGAUGUAGCGUUUGCAUGCGAGGUGACUCAUCCGCUGCCCUACUUCGUCACCUGGCUCAAGGAUAACAAGCCCCUGGACGACAAGUUGGCAGAUCGCAUCCAGCAGCAGGACUCAGGGCAGCAGCACGUCCUUAAGGUGCUCAACUGCCGAAUGGAUGACUCUGGUAUUUAUACAGCAAAGGCCACAGAUGAGAACCACUCUGCAUCCACGUGCUCCGCCCAACUGCUGGUUCAGGAGUUCACGGAGGAGGAGAGGGCGCGCCGCAUAGCUGAGAAGUCGCCUUUCUUCCUCGUCAAGAUGAAACCCACGGAGGUGAUCGAGAAUACUAACCUAUCCUACACCAUCCACGUCAAGGGAGAUCCGAUGCCUGACGUGCAGUUCCUCAAGGACGACCAGGAGAUAGUGGAGGACGAGAGGGUCAGCAUCCACCGUGACCCCGCCAUUGGACACUAUGAAAUGCUCAUCUCUCACGUCAGGAAGGAAGAUGAAGCGAUGUAUAAGUGUGUGGCACGUAACAAGUACGGCAAGGCGGAGUGUGAGGCUCAAAUGGCAGUCAGUGACGAGCAGCUGGUGUACGAGUCCCUGAGCGGCAAGGGCUCCCUGCUGGCCAGCGGGGAGAAGGCAGAGUUCAAGUGGUUCAGAGAUGGACAGGAAUUUGAUCCGCUGGAGAGGUUCAACGUGAUGUUCAAGGAUGACGAGGACACCCUGGCGCUGGUCUUCCAAAACGUGACCCCUGAAGAUGCUGGCCUGUACACCUGCGUGGCCUCGACCUCCUGUGGCAAGAUCUCCUGCUCUGCUGAACUUACGGUGGAAGGAUCCAUCAACAGGCUUCUACGUGAUCCAGAACCGCCAAGUAUUAAGGAGGAAAUGACAGACACAACGGUUUCAGUGGGAGGAUCUGCAAUGCUCGAGUGUAAGGUUGGAGGUUACCCGAAGCCCGAGCUGAAAUGGACCAAGAACGGGCUGGACCUUGAAACUGGCGGCAAAAUGAAAGUUCUAUGGGAAGAUGAAGAAUCAGUGGCUUUAGUAAUCAAGAAUGUGGAGGAGAGGGAUGCUGGUCUAUACCGUGUAGUAGCCGUCAAUGAUCUGGGCCAGGCUGACUCUACCGCUAAGCUGGCCAUCCGAGCCGGCCCGAAGAUCAAGAAGCUGCGGAAGGAGGUGCCCUGUGUUAUUGGUGACAAUCUCGAGUACAACAUUGAGGUGGAAGGAGAACCAACCCCGAAGAUUCACAUGACUUUCCCCAACCCCCCUCAGUGCCCUCCGCCGCCCGCUCGCCCCCCUCACCGCUCCCCUAUUCCCCUCACCGCCCCCCUUUUCCCCACUAGCAUGGUGGACGGCAGGCCGGUGGAGGCAACGGACCGGGUGAACCUUAAACAAGUAAAUGACAACCUGUGGACCUUAACUAUUAAAGGAAUGGUGGACGGAGACUGUGGAACCUAUACAGUGGUCGCGGUGAACGACGUGGCCCAGGUAUCAGAUUUCUUCACGAUCGCCCAAGACUCUGCGCCUCAGAUUACUAGAGAACUUGAUAGCGAGACGGAGAAAAAACUACAUAUGGACGUGAUUCUCGAGGUCCGCGCCACUGGAAGUCCCAAACCCGACGCCAGAUGGUUCAAGAAUGGCAAGGAAAUAAUGGCAGAUGAGAGGUUCAAGAUGACGAGGGAUGAUACUUUUUACACCCUUAAGAUUCGUCGUGUUGAGAGAGCUGAUAAAGGAACCUACAAGUGUCUGUUGAGCAACACCAUGGGCGAGGCGAGCACCCAGGGGGACCUAUGGAUAAGGGCACCCCCAGACUUCGUAACGCCACUGAAGGACGUCUGCGCGAAGGAGGGGACGAAGGAGGUGAAGCUCUUCGUGGAGUGGGAAGCUAAUCCUCCACCUACAGUCAAAUGGUACUUCAAGGACAAGCCAGUAAGGGAGGACACGGAAGGAUUCGCCAUCAGAGGAGCGCAGGACACCUCUCAGAUCCUGGUCAUCCUGCAAGCCACUCCUGAGUUUGUGGGUCCUUACACUGUGAAGGCUGCCAAUGAAUACGGCGAAAGCACAUGUAAAGGCCGGUUCAGACUGCACGAGCCUCCUACAAUCCUGCAGAACCUGAAGGAUACAGAGUUCUUGGAAUUUCAGACUUCCAAAUUUACCUUCAAGGCCUUUGGUAUUCCACUGCCUGAUAUUAAGUGGACGAAGGACGGCAAGAAAUACACACCAGAUGAGCGUAGGGUGAGGAUGAAGGUCGAGGGAGAGGACACGUUCACCCUUAUCUUUGAGGAAGCUCUCCCUGUGGACUCUGGUCAUUAUGUAGCCACAGUGUCCAAUGUAGAGGGAACAGUGACCACCGAGGCAGAUCUGACAGUGAACAAAGGGAAUGGUAGCGUAGACACCAAUAACAAACCCGAGAGUGACGGCGUGACGGACAGCGACAAGAGACACAGUGACGCGGAGGAAGGCAAGACGAAAAAGCGGCGGAAACUGACAAUACUGCAAAGCCCGAGCGAAAACGAGAUCGAAGAAAACGCGAUACCCGGACCAGUAGUAGAAAACGGAAUACCGAGUGAGGCGGACGCGGAAGGGGAACUCAUGCAAAUUGAAGACGCGACAGUGGAGGAGAUCACGGAACCGACACAGUGGCGAAAGACCUCCACCAUUCACGUUUCAAGGGAUAUUGAGACGAAGACGGCGCUAACAGACACCCACGAGUCCUCCCUGACUAAGGCUGUGAACGUGGUGAUGCAAGAAGACGUGCUGACGAGAGAAGGACCGGGAAGAGACGACGAGGAGCUGGUGGAUAGUGCGUCUUUCUAUCUGGAGCCUGACGAGGAGGAAGGGACUCCGGGAAUGCACGUGACAGCCUCCUGCAGCAUCAACAGACAGCAGAAAGGCGGAAAGACUAUUAUCACAGCUGAGUCUGACGUGGGUGACGGGGACAAGGAGACAUCAACCAUCGUGCAAAUGAAGCAGACAGUUGAAAUGGAGCACUACCAAGGCCUUAUCACCGACCACCAAGCUGACUCGGACCUGGCCCUGCCUGGUAGCGCCUCCCUGGCAGACAACCCCGUUAAGGCCCUCACCCUAGGCAGCCAGGACCAGAUCCCCAAUGAUAUCAAGCACAUAGAAAACGAGGAUGUGAGUCGGGUCAAGCGAGGGAAACUGCAGCCCAAAAAGUCAGUGUCCUUUGAUGAUAUCCCGGAGGUCAUCGAGGACAUUCCACUAGAGGACAUUGAACUGCCGAAGGCGAAGAAGGUGCAUGAGAAGGAUGUGUCCGGGAAGAGCGGCAAAGCAAGUGCUGGAAAGACGCAGAAGGAGGCGCAGAAGGAAUGCCAAGGACGUGAAGGGGAGGCCAAGCAAGCGCAGGAGGGCCAGAGGAAGCUAAGUAGAGGCCGGGGUUCCCUCUCCCAAGACGCUGAAGAAGCACCGCCCCACAUCAAAAGUUGCAACUUCAAUGAGGGCAAGACUCUUAUUGCCCACCACAAGUUCCUUCUGGAGGUUGAGGCCACGUCAGUACCACAGGCCGAGGCUACCUGGUAUCUUAACGACCAGGUGCUCAAUGACGGCGAGGACGGGCUGAAGAUGUGCUUCGACGGCAAGAAAUACACACUGGAGCGUAUUGGCAGCGAUCCAGAGCACAGCGGGGAAUAUAAAUGUGUGCUGAGGAACAAAAUAGCUGAGGCAGAGGAGAAAGGCAACAUUACCGUGAAAGAGAAGGAGGCCCGCGUGCGCAACAAACUGAAGGACAUUUACGUAAAGGAACACAGUGAUGCGGAACUCAAAUGCCAGAUUGUGGGUGACCCGAUCCCUGAAGUGGAAUGGUUCCGUGACGGGAAGCCUCUGCCGAUUUCUGAUAAGUUUGAGGUGUCCUGCGAGAGGAUGAGCGGCUGGCACACACUGAUUGCGAAGGGCGUGAAGGAGGGCGACAAGUGCUCCUUCACCGUUAAAGGGAAGAACCAACACGGAGGAUGUGAGACUAUAUGUCAGCUUGGGGUCCUGGUCAAGCCCGCCCCAGGACCACUGGAGGACUGUGUGGUGGACUUCGGCAAGGAUCUACAAGUUUCCGUCACCAUUCACGCCUUUCCUAAGCCUACUAUGGUCUGGACUCUGAAUGGACAGGAGCUCAAGGAGGGCGGAGAGAGUCGUUACAUCUACACUCGCAAUGAGGAGAGGGAAGAAUACGGACUUAUUGUACAGAAGGCGGUGCUUGAAGAUGACGGCAAAUUGGCCUUUACUGCGUCAAAUGAUGCUGGCUCAGAAACUCGCUCGUGUCAUCUGAAGGUUCACUACGAGAAACCCACAAUCGUCGGGGGCCUCGAGAACUCCGCCUUCUGCCUGGAACAAGACGGCACCUUCACUUUCCGCGCCUCCGGUCUUCCCCUGCCUGAGUGUAGCUGGACCAAGAACGGCAUCCCACUUAAGAACGACAACAAACACGAAAUUACCAGCCCUGAGCCUGGAGUGUACUGUCUCACCAUCAAGGACGUGGAUCAGUACGACUUUGGUGAUGUCUCAGUGGUGGCUAAGAGUCUUGUGGGUGAGUGCACAUCAUCCGCUACCCUCACGCAGCAGAAAAUGGAAUGCAGUUUUGUGGAAAGCCUGGAUAAUGUGACCCACGGACCUGAGGGAGAUGAUGUGACCCUGAAUGUAAGGGUGAAGGGUUCCCCAAGACCUAAGUUUGUAUGGAGCAAAGAUGGCGACGAGAUUGAAGCCUCUGCCAAGUUUAAGCUGGCCUCUAAAAAGACGUCUUAUUGUGAGGCUACCAUCUCCCUUACCAUCGUGGAAGCUUCUGCUGUGGAUUCCGGCCAGUACAGACUCCGGUGCAUGAAUGACGUGAAUGAGAUCACCACGGAGACUGCCUUCAUUGUCAGACCCGAGAGGAGGAAGCCUAAGGUCACCAAGAAGCCACAGGAGCUCAAAGUGUUGGAGCACCAGCCAGGAAUCUUCCAGGCAAAGAUCAUUGGUUUCCCCAAGCCAGAGGUCAAAUGGCUGAAGGACGGUCGCCAGGUGUUCCCUUCAGACGUGAUCGACAUCGGGGUCACGGCUGAGGGUCUCUACUACCUGGAGUUCAGCGGAGUGACGGAGGAGGACAAGGGCCGCUACACCGUCACCGCCACCAACGAUCUGGGCUCCUGCGAGGCUGACACACAACUGAGCGUCGUCCCACCGCCCUCGAAGCCUGAGUUCCUGCAGAGCCUGAGGUCAAGCAAGGUCAUCCUGGGCUACCCCGUCAGGAUGGAGGUCAAGCUAGGAGGGUCACCAGCUCCAGAGAUACAAUGGCUGAAGGACGGCCAGCCCCUUAACCUGGACGGCACUCACUACAAGCAGGUGGAGAACCCCGACGGGUCAGUGUGCCUGCAGAUUGAUGAAGCCGUUGAAGGAGACGCUGGGGAGUUUACCUGUGUCGCCAAGAACCCUGAGGGAGACACCACUUCCACCGCCAGGCUGUCCGUGCUUGGGUUCACGAGGGAGGACGGCCAACCAGACGGUCCUGCCAAGUUUACUGAGGGCCUGAAGGACAUUGGUGCCGACGAAGGGAGAGACAUUGCGCCUCCCAGUGACCAUGAAGGGCGGUCCUGUGCCAAAGAUGAAGUGGUACAAGGACGGCAAGGAAAUCAAGCUUGGGGAUCGCGUUUUCUUUACCUACGACGGAGAUAGGGCGUUCCUGGAGAUCAGACCAGCCAAGGGCACAGACUCCGGCAUGUACAAGUGUGUGAUUGAGAAUGAACACGGCAAGGCUGAGACGGAAUGUGAGGUCUCCGUCAGGAAGUGCUUCGAGCCGCCCUCCUUCACCUCCACC
This is a messenger RNA of Scylla paramamosain (green mud crab), 11628 nucleotides long. Its product is annotated as obscurin-like. Lineage: Eukaryota; Metazoa; Arthropoda; Malacostraca; Decapoda; Portunidae. Gene Ontology annotation, cellular component: axon; plasma membrane; neuronal cell body. Bases 240 to 11486 code for a protein of 3748 amino acids. Gene Ontology annotation, molecular function: axon guidance receptor activity; guanyl-nucleotide exchange factor activity. The record is from RefSeq and is a predicted model, not a curated record. The transcript has 50 exons. Gene Ontology annotation, biological process: synapse organization; homophilic cell-cell adhesion.